GAUCGCGAUGCACGCACUGGGUAGCAGCUGUUUCCGGUACUGGGCGGAACAUACUGGGACUGAAGAGGUGCUAGCGCUGUAGUUGGGGUGCGCAUCGUCGGCCAGGUAUUGGGGCAGUUCACACUGUGUAAGGAUGAAGUUGUAACAUCAACUCAUCCCGUUCCUACCGAAAAUCCUGUCUCAUCGGUGCCUGUAAUGUUGCACUUGUACUUUGAUCAAUAAUUGAAGAGCUGAUCAAGUCAGAAGCUAAUACACUGAGAAACUGCAAGUAGCAAUUUCCUUUCUUAAUAGGAAAGAAGAAAGCAUGCAAUCGAGAAAGAAAACGGAUUUUUUAAUCAGCUUAAAGCUGUUUAAAGUAUUGGGCCUUGUGUAUCACCUUCAUUUCCUCAAGCCUGUUACGUGUGUGCUAUAUCCGCCUCGCAAUUUGUCAUUUGUGUCAGAAAACUUCCAUCACACCCUGAUGUGGGAAGCUGGACCAGAUACACCAUUGGACACACGCUAUACAGUGAAAUACAUCUCUUACAGUGAACCGGAUGAGUUAGUCGCUGCGGAAAACUGUGUGCUGAUUGUGAACAGAACAUGUGAUCUAACAGAUGAUUUUAGUGACAUCUAUGGGAAUUACUGGCCACAAGUUAAAGCAGUUGGAGAAAUGGAUGAAUCCAAUUGGACUUUCGCGGAUAAUCCCAUUCAACCACAUGGUGAUACACACAUACGACCAAUUAAUGUUCAGCUUGUGGAGUCAUCAGUUGGAGUGAUUAAUGUUAGUUUUGAGAUUGCAGCGCCCCCAGUGCUUAUUUCACACAACUUAAAUGUCAAAUCAUUGAUCGACAUCUACAUGAAAUUGAAAUAUCGCAUUGGUGUAUAUAAAGAUGGAAAGUUGGACAAGAACAGAGAGCUGUUGACAAUCACAAGCAAAAGAAAUAUUAAUGAAAUAUUUGAAAGUGUGGAACCGAACUCCACGUACUGCUUUACAAUAAAUAUAUUUAGCCUACAAGAAAAAAACACCGAUCCUUUGGAAAUGAAAUGUAUAAUCACACAAUUUGUGAACGAAGAUAAGGGUACAGAAGUACCUACAGCUGUGUUGGUAUCUGGUGUUUGCAUUAUAGUAGCUGUGCUCAUCAUCAUCGUGGUACUAUAUAAAACAGGUGGCCUUGCUUUCUUCAGCAUGUAUGUUCCACAAUCUCUGAAAAAUUUCAAAUACACCCAUGCCACCCACAAUUACAACAAUGUGCAAGAAAAAUUCAACAUUAUCGACCGUGUAUGUGUCAGUGAAGUGAAAAUGCAACCCAUUGAAGAAGAGAGUGAGAAGGAGUUGAUUGAUAAUGAGGAGGAAUCAGCCUAUGAGUGUCAUUUUAUGCCUGUAACUAUGCAGGACAGCGCUCAAAGCUCCAGCCUAGUUUCUGACAACAGAACAGAUGGAACUCGCGCAGUGGCUUGUAAUGAUCAACAAUUUGAGUCCUUCACCAACUUUGCUGAAUGUGAGAUGAUUCCUACAGAUGUGACACAAAAUGAAUGUACAGACACUGAAAUAACGAGCCAGUUAAAAAUAAACCACAGCAGUAAAAGUAGCUUGUCUUCUGCAAGUGUCAGUACAUCUGAUGUCCCUCUGUGCUCUGUCCAAAUCCAAGAUCCAGACUGCUCUUUUGUUGACUUUUCAAAUGUACGGACGUGUGAUCAGGAGGCAUGUGAAUCUAAUAAUGCUGGAACCAAUGAUCCGAGUGAUUCUUUGACCUCUGACGUUUUUGUCAACACUGAAUUUUACCAAUCUGUAAAACCUGUUCAGUGCGACAUACCGCCCUGCUCAUCGUUUCGCCAGGCUUUGCAUUCUAAUUACAUGAGUCGCUGAAGGAAGUUUGCAUGCAGCAACUAUGAUGAUGACCACCAUAAGCCUGCUCAGUUUACUCAGAGCAUUUUGAAGUAACUGCACCCAAUUGCCUGGCGAUAGCUGAAUUAUUUUACCAAAGAAAUAAGAUUUUUCUUUUUGAACGCAACCAAAAUUACUUAACUGGUUAUACUGCGGAGAGGAUUUAAUAUGACUGAUUGAUUUUGUUCAUCAAAAAAUAAAAAUGUUGGGGUGUACUUGGUUACUUAUAAUAUAGAGGGGCACUCUGGCACAGCUGGUAAAGCUGCUGCCUCACAGCUACAGCCCACAUUGGGUUGACACGCCUAAUAGAACUGCUACCUCCUACUUCCAGCGACCUGGGUGCAAUCCUGACCUGUGGUGCAGUCUGUAACAUUUUGCACAUCCUCCCUGCGAUGAGUUGUGUAUCCUCCCAAUGUGUAGGAACGAACUGCAGAUGCUAGUUUACACCAAACUUCUCACCAGAGAUGCUGCCUGUCCCGCUGAGUUACUCCAGCAUUUUGUGUCUUAUCUCCAGUUAACCGUAAGUCCUCCUCUCGAACAUUGGUAGAUUAGCAUUUAAAUUAGGAAAACUGACAAUAAUGGGAAUGCUAGUAAACAGCCAGGUUCCUCCAUCACAAUUUCUGUUGUACCAGUGCAGAUCCCUGGAGAGUGUUGCGGAGCAGAGAGAAGAUGUAUGGUUCACUGAAAGUUACGUCGGGUUUUACAGGGUGGUGUAGAAAGCCUUUGCCAAACUUGCCUUAAUUGGGGAAAAAAGCUGGGGCAUCAUGAUGCAGCUGUGCAAGUCAUUGGUGAGACCAUGCUAGGAGCAUUGUGCGUAGUUAUGACUGACCAGCUAUAGGAAGGAUUUGUUUAAGAAGGAACUGCAGAUGCUG
Molecule: messenger RNA, 2736 nt
Organism: Amblyraja radiata (thorny skate)
Lineage: Eukaryota; Metazoa; Chordata; Chondrichthyes; Rajiformes; Rajidae
Exons: 9
Coding region: 305-1846 (513 amino acids)
Biological process (GO): cytokine-mediated signaling pathway
Cellular component (GO): plasma membrane
Molecular function (GO): protein binding; cytokine receptor activity
Source: RefSeq, a predicted model, not a curated record